Larimichthys crocea (large yellow croaker) is the source of this 4042-nucleotide messenger RNA. RefSeq names its product oxysterol binding protein-like 1A (gene osbpl1a). The coding region runs from base 258 to 3167 and encodes 969 amino acids. The record is from RefSeq and is a predicted model, not a curated record. Gene Ontology annotation, cellular component: perinuclear endoplasmic reticulum; plasma membrane; cytosol. NCBI's taxonomy places the organism in Eukaryota, Metazoa, Chordata, Actinopteri, Sciaenidae. The transcript is spliced from 29 exons. Gene Ontology annotation, molecular function: protein binding; cholesterol binding.
AGGCGAGUUCCGGUGUGUCAGAGGAUCAGCUGAUGUCAGUGUAAACAGAAAAGAAGAGUGAGUGUGUGGAGACACACACAGCUAUAUUUCGACACCAGUCAGCUUUAACAGUCAGUUAAACGGAAGAUGUGCGGUGUGUCGGACUAAAAAAAAAAAAAAAAACACAUCACAUGUAGCCUCCACGGAGGGAGCCCGGGAGUGAGAGCAGCUCUGUCCGGAUUUGACUUCACAAGACUGGGCUGGUUGGAGCAGGGUCGAUGGAGGAGCUGGAGCCAGAGGAACAGUUCCUGCAGUUCGCCCGGAACGGUGAUCUUCCGGGAAUUCAGAGGCUCCUCAUGUCCAAGAUAAGGGAAGAAACACAGAUCAACAUAAACUGCAAAGGUAAGAAAAAGUCUAACCUUGGAUGGACGCCUCUUCACUUGGCCUGUUACUUUGGACACAAAGAUGUAGUGGAGGAGUUACUGAAGGCCGGGGCAGAUGUCAACUUGCCCAAUAAUAUCGGAGAUACGCCGCUGCACAAAGCCGCCUUCACAGGAAGAAAGGAGGUUGUCAUGCUGCUGCUGCACUAUGAUGCAUGUGCUACUGUCAUCAAUGGGACAGCACAGAUUCCCAAAGAUGUCACUCAAAAUCCAGAGAUCAGAGGCAUGUUAGAAGCGGCCGAGAGAACGGAGGAGAGGAAACUGGAGGAAGAACUUUUGGAAGCUGCACGAGAAGGAAACCUUUCAACUCUAACACAGCUGCUCAGCAGGAAAAAGCCUCCAGACAUCAACUGCACAGAUCUGCUGGGUAACACUCCGCUGCACUCCGCGGCGUAUCGAGGCCAAAAGCAAUGUGCCCUGAAGCUCCUCAAAAGUGGAGCCAACCCCAACAUCAAGAACAAGAAUGACCAGACGGUGUUUGACCUGGCUAGUGAUACAGCAAUGAAGCAGGUCCUUGAAAGCAACAUUCAUCUGGGUAUGACCCGAUACGUAAAGAAGUACGAGGGAUUCCUCUUGAAGAGCUCCAGAUUUUUUGGCUGGCGUUCCUAUUGGGUUGUCCUUCAGGAUGGGGUUUUAUCCUGGUACUCCAAACAGUCAGAUGCAGCCGGCAAUGUCAGAAGACAAGGCUGUAAGUCCCUCACAAAUGCUCAAUGCCUGAUCCGGGCCAAAGAUAGCAGCUUUUUUACUCUCAAGUGCUUCGAUGACAGUGUGCAUCACUUCAAAGUAUCACCUAAAAGCGAUCCAGAGGCAACGAGAAAAGCGUGGCUGGAUGCUCUGGAGGAGCACUCAGCUUACAGCACACACUACUGCUCCCAGGAGCAAGGCAGCGAGGAGGAGGAGGAAGAGGAAGUGGUGUCACUCGGGGAGCUCACAGAUUCACUACAGGCAGCGGAGGCCAGCCAAAAGAAGCUGGAAGAGGAGGUGGCAGCUUUCCUGUACAUGCUGAAACACGACGGACUGGCAGAGAGGUUUCCAUCUGCCAUAGUGCAGAAAAUGCAAGAAAUCUAUCAGUUGUCCAGCGAGACCAGCUCCAGUCUCAGCGUCUGUCUCAGCUUCUUCUCCAAACAGGAAGGGGUGCGCAGUCUGAAAUUGGAGCAGGAGGUAGAGAAGAAUAAGAUCCUCUCCGAAGCGCUGCAGACUCUCGCCACGGAGCACCACGAACUUGAGCAAUCCGUCGUCAAGGGAUCUUCACCGAGGAGUGCCCUCAGCGAGGAUGAGUUCCACGACGCCGUGUCUGAAUCGGACUCGGAGGUCUCCCUGAGCGGUUUUGAGACGGUGGCCAGCCAAUCCUUCGACGAGGACGAGGAGGAGGACGAAGGCUCUAUCAUGUUAAGCAGCCCUUGCAGCAGCCCCACCAGCAUGUUGCAGGAGGAUCACCAUGGAGACAAGGACGAGGCUCAACCCAACGGGAUCACAAAGCAUAGGACGAGCUUACCGGCCCCGAUGUUUUCAAGAAAUGACUUCAGUAUUUGGAGUAUCCUGAGGAACUGCAUUGGAAUGGAGCUCUCCAAGAUCACAAUGCCGGUGAUUUUCAACGAGCCGCUCAGCUUCUUGCAGCGUCUGACGGAGUACAUGGAGCACACUUACCUCAUCCACCAGGCCAACACCACCUCAGACUCUAUUGAGAGGAUGAAGUGCGUGGCUGCGUUCGCGGUGUCCGCUGUGGCCUCCCAGUGGGAGCGCACAGGUAAACCCUUCAACCCUCUGCUGGGAGAGACCUAUGAACUGGUCAGAGAUGAUCUGGGCUUCAGGCUCAUAUCGGAGCAGGUGAGCCACCACCCUCCGGUCAGUGCUUUCCAUGCCGAGGGCCUGAAGCAAGACUUUGUGUUUCAUGGAUCAAUCUACCCUAAACUCAAGUUCUGGGGGAAGAGUGUGGAAGCAGAACCGAAAGGCAUCAUCACGCUGGAGCUGCCCAAGCACAACGAAGCCUACACAUGGACAAACCCUACAUGUUGUGUUCACAACAUCAUCGUGGGACAGCUGUGGAUUGAGCAGUAUGGAAACAUGGAGCUGAUAAACCACAGAACUGGUGAAAAGUGCUGCCUGAAUUUCAAACCGUGCGGCCUUUUUGGCAAAGAACUGCACAAGGUUGAAGGGUAUAUUCUGGAUAAAAGCAAAAAGAAGCUGUGCGCUCUGUAUGGGAAGUGGACAGAGUGCAUGUACGUCGUCGACCCCGCUGCCUUUGAAGCUCAUAAGAAAAACGACAAGAAAGCGGCAGAGGAGAGAAAAGGCAGCAAAGCGGGUUGCAGUGAGGACGAGGUUCCCUCUCCAGCUGCAGACACUGUGGAGAUGAUUCCUGGCAGCCAGCUGCUGUGGAGGAUCGCACCCAGACCGGCCAACUCUACCCAGAUGUACAGCUUCACGUCCUUCGCGAUGCAACUAAACGAGCUGCGUAAAGAGAUGGAGGGAGCCAUUCCUCAAACUGAUUGCAGGCUGAGGCCGGAUAUACGAGCCAUGGAGAACGGAGACAUUGACCUCGCCAGUGAGGAGAAGAAAAGGCUCGAGGAAAAACAGAGAGCUGCUCGCAAAAACCGAUCCAAGUCUGAUGAAGAGUGGAAGACGAGGAGUCCGGCCCUGGGUCCAAGGUGGUUUCAGCAGGGGCAAAACCCCCACACUAACUCGCAGGACUGGCUCUUUUCUGGUGGAUACUGGGACAGGAAAUACAGCCAGCUGCCAGACAUUUACUAAUGGACAUUUCCCCCGGACAGAGGAGACAUUUUUCACCGUACAGUGUCCUCAGUGCGACUCCCCAACAGCUCCAGUAACUACAAGCAAUAUGCAAACGGUGUACUUUAAAACUGCGUGGCCUUAAUCAAGUUUAUGAUGGUGAAACUGUGCAAAAAAAAAGUAAAUAAUCAAUAUUUUAAAGUUAUGAAAUGUUAAGUCGUUUGACAAUGCUUUGAAAUGUAGCAUUUGAAUUUACAUUGACGGGAUUGUGUCUGUUCAUAACGGACUUUUAGCACAGUGGAGAGGAUGCACAGGCGUUCAUGAUUUUAGUGUCUUCUUUUAAAUGUUUAAUAGUGUUUUGACUCUAAAUGUAUAUCUGUGUAUAUAUAUAAAUAUAUAUACACUUUUCACAAACCUUCAGUGACCUCAUCAUCACGUUGUUCACAUUUCAGUUCACAUGGACUCCACCACGAAUCCACUAAGAGUCAGUUAACUUGAGGUCAACGCGGAGGCCGUCUCUCCUCUCUCCUAAUCCGUUAGGCCGGAGGCUCGCGGAACAUGUUCACAAAAACAAACCGUAUAUUUUCUAUAUCAUUAUCACACUUUCAAGAAUUGUCUGUUGUGCUCAGUAUUUCAUAAAGCUCCAAGAAUUGAGCUGAAUAUUGUUGAUGAAAAUCUAAAAUGCGUGUAUCGUACAAUACCGUCAGACUAAAGAGGAUCGAAGGUUACGAGGUCAUAUGAUGUAGAAACUACUGAAUUUUAAGGCCUCCCCCUGUAAAGCAUUUUAUUAGGAACACUUCAGCGUGUUCGUGCAUGUUUUUAUCAUUCAUGUGUUGUAAGUUUUGGGAUGCGAGAAGUUCAGAGAAAUCUGAAAAAUAAAGUGGAAUCUGAUCUAA